GCUCAUUCCUACUAGACUACCGGGGUCCUCUAAAAUUCCACACGUGUGCGUGCUGUGUGCAGAGCAGAAAUCAUGGCUGAUCUUCAGAUGAGGCUUCUUCGGCAGAAAAUUCGGAAAAGAAGCGAGAAGAACAAAGAGCGAAAGUUACUUAAAAACUCGAAACAAGAGGAAGAUAAUGAAGGUGCAAAAGAUCCUCAAGAGGAGAUCACUGAAACUAAGGGUGCCACAGCGGUUUCAACGCCACAGAAUGCCAAACCCACAAAGAAGCAGAAAAAACAGAAGAUAUCUGCAGAGGUGGACACAGAAGAAAAUUCUAUCAAAAGGAAGAAAAAAAGGAAGGGUGGCACUACCGGAUUGGCAGGGGUGAAAAAAGCUAAGAAGGAAGAGGAAGAUGAGGAGGAUAUGGAGGAGGUGACUGUGACAGAUGAGGCUGCUGAUGAGGCUACAGACAAACCCACACAACCUCUUGAAGGGGCAGAGGGGGAUGAUGAUGAGGAUGAAGAGGGAAGUGAUGAUGAGGGCGAAGGAAAGAUGUCAGAGGUUGACGAAGAGCAAGAUGGACCCGAACUCCCAACUGGCUUGACUGGUGCUUUUGAGGACACCUCGUUUGCCUCGCUAGCUUCUGUGGUGAGUGAGAACACUCUGAAGGCUGUGAAGGAGAUGGGCUUUGAACACAUGACUGAGAUCCAACACAAAAGCAUCCGCCCCUUACUGGAGGGAAGGGAUGUCCUGGCUGCCGCUAAGACUGGUAGUGGUAAAACCCUGGCCUUCCUCAUCCCCUCCAUAGAACUCAUCUACAAACUCAAGUUCAUGCCCAGGAAUGGCACGGGUGUGGUGAUAUUGUCCCCAACACGGGAGUUGGCAAUGCAGACGUACGGUGUAAUGAAGGAGCUGAUGGCCCACCACGUGCACACCUUUGGCCUGAUCAUGGGCGGCAGCAACCGGUCAGCCGAGGCCCAGAGGCUGGCCAAUGGGGUCAAUAUCCUGGUGGCCACUCCCGGUAGACUGCUGGACCAUCUGCAGAAUACUCCCGGCUUCAUGUUUAAGAACCUCCAGUGUCUGAUCAUUGACGAAGCCGACCGUAUCCUGGAGGUUGGCUUCGAGGAGGAGCUGAAGCAGAUCAUCAAACUGCUGCCUAAGAAAAGGCAGACCAUGCUGUUCUCGGCCACCCAGACUCGCAAGGUGGAAGACCUGGCCCGAAUCUCCCUGAAGAAGGAGCCCCUCUACGUGGGCGUGGACGACAACAAGGACAAUGCCACAGUGGACGGACUGGAGCAGGGCUAUGUGGUGUGUCCAUCUGAGAAGCGCUUCAUGCUGCUCUUCACGUUCCUGAAGAAGAACCGCAAGAAGAAGCUGAUGGUGUUCUUCUCCUCCUGCAUGUCGGUCAAGUUCCACUACGAGCUGCUCAACUACAUUGACCUGCCCGUAAUGGCCAUCCACGGGAAACAGAAGCAGACAAAACGUACCACCACCUUCUUCCAGUUCUGUAAUGCAGACUCCGGCAUCCUGCUGUGUACAGACGUCGCAGCCAGAGGGCUUGACAUCCCUGAGGUGGACUGGAUCGUCCAGUAUGACCCCCCAGAUGACCCCAAGGAGUACAUCCACCGGGUCGGUAGAACGGCUCGUGGCAUCAACGGCAUAGGCCACGCGCUGUUGAUCCUCAGGCCAGAGGAGCUGGGCUUCCUGCGUUUUCUCAAACAGGCCAAGGUUCCUCUAAGUGAGUUCGAAUUCUCUUGGUCCAAGAUCUCGGAUAUCCAGGUUCAGCUGGAGAAACUGAUAGAGAAGAACUACUACCUGCACAAGUCAGCCCAGGAGGCCUACAAGUCCUAUGUCCGGGCUUACGACUCUCAUUCUCUCAAAACCAUCUAUAGUGUGAACACCUUAAACCUCCCCAUGGUAGCGCUGUCCUUCGGCUUCAAAGUGCCACCCUACGUUGACCUCAAUGUUCACAGCAAAGGGGGAAUGAAGAUAACCAAAAGAGGUGGAGGAGGGGGAUUCGGCUACCAGAAGGGCAAGAGCGUCCACAAAGCCAAGAUCUUUAAGCAUGUCAACAAAGGCAGAGGGGACAGGAGGCAAUUCUCCCGCUAACCUGGGGUCUUUAUGUGGGUCAUUACAAAAUGGCUUCCUGAACUCUUCUCCUUUUCAUUCUCUCCACAGACCAAUCUAUAAGGCUGAACCAGGUGUCGCAUUUUGCUCUUAUGCGUGUUAGGCCGGUCUUGUCAUCUGUAAGAGGCGCAAUUAUACUCCUUCUGUUUCAUACUGACUUUAUGAACAGGUGUUUUAUAUCUGCCCUGAUAGGGAUUUCUUGGGGCUGAUAGUUGUUCUAAAGACAAGACUCCUGCAUUCCUUUCCUCACAGCAAAUGUGGAUUGUUAUUGUGGACUCUCUUCGAUAUAUGCAGAACUGUACAUUGAUAAAUGUAUUUGCAUUGUUUUCCAAUAGGCAAUUUAAAAAUAAAUAACUUACACAUUUUCA
Esox lucius (northern pike) is the source of this 2474-nucleotide messenger RNA. It is a transcript of the gene ddx18, whose product is annotated as DEAD (Asp-Glu-Ala-Asp) box polypeptide 18. Gene Ontology annotation, biological process: maturation of LSU-rRNA from tricistronic rRNA transcript (SSU-rRNA, 5.8S rRNA, LSU-rRNA). The record is from RefSeq and is a predicted model, not a curated record. NCBI's taxonomy places the organism in Eukaryota, Metazoa, Chordata, Actinopteri, Esociformes, Esocidae. The transcript has 14 exons. The coding region runs from base 73 to 2088 and encodes 671 amino acids. Gene Ontology annotation, cellular component: nucleolus. Gene Ontology annotation, molecular function: ATP binding; nucleic acid binding; RNA helicase activity.